Messenger RNA from Sebastes umbrosus (honeycomb rockfish), 3634 nucleotides. RefSeq names its product anosmin 1b (gene anos1b). The record is from RefSeq and is a predicted model, not a curated record. Gene Ontology annotation, molecular function: protein binding; peptidase inhibitor activity. The coding region runs from base 402 to 2561 and encodes 719 amino acids. NCBI's taxonomy places the organism in Eukaryota, Metazoa, Chordata, Actinopteri, Perciformes, Sebastidae. Gene Ontology annotation, cellular component: cell surface; extracellular region. Gene Ontology annotation, biological process: neuron differentiation. The transcript has 15 exons.
AUAAAUGUACACAUGCGUCCAAAAAACGGAUGCAUACAUACAUAUAUUUAUACCCUUCUACUUAUAGGAAUGCUAUCCUAAAAAAAUGUGUUUUCAAAAAAUGUUUAAAAGUGGACACAGAGUUAGAUGAUCGAAUCUCUAUAGGAGGUGCAUUCUAGAGUUUAUGAUAAGGAUAAAGAUACAUUGUAUCUCCGCGUGGCCGCACUUGUACAGCUGGUGGGAGUGUCCGCGAGGAGGGGAGAGCCGCUCCACUCGGGGCUCGCGCUCAGAAUGUUUUCAUUCUGACAACUUAAAGGGUCGCAAGAGCAGAACGUUGACGAGCGAACGUUGACACGAGGAAGAAGAAGCCAUUUAAUUUGUUUUAUCUCGUUUCCUCGUGCUGUACUUCAUUACACGGUGUAAUGUCAGUCCGUGUGGCCGCUGUGGUGCUCCUGUGCUCGGUGUUGUCGGUGUUGUCGGUGACUGGAGCCCGCAGGAGUUCACCGGAGCAGGAGGAUGUUCAGGAGAAGAUCAUCAGCGCCAGAUGCUCGUCCAGGUGUCUCACUCUGCACAUGACCCAGCUCACUGCUGCCUUCAGACACCUCCAGAGUGACCAAGUUCUGGUUUGGUGUGAAAACCACAGACGCUGUGCGCAGUGUCUUCAGCCAUGCAAAGAACUGUGGGAAACCAGGAAAGUGCUUUCUCCAAAGUCCUGUGAGAAGCAGACAGAGUGUGUGACGAGCAGGGAGUUUCUGACCUCUCUGAGGUCAUCUCGCCAGGGGGACUGCCCUCCACCUCAGCGAGCCACCGGAUUCGCUGCAGCCUGCGUGGAGAGCUGCUCGUCAGACCAGCAUUGUCCCUCCCCCAGGAAAUGCUGUUCCAAUGGCUGUGGACACACUUGCCAAGCCGCCGCCAAUCUAUAUAAAGGUGUUCCUCUGAAGCCUCGCAGAGAGAUGAGCUUUGCAGAAGACUCUGAGGGUCAGAUGAAGGUGGUGUGGGUGUCAAAGUUCAACGUCAGCGUGGAGCCGGUGGUUUACAUGCUCCAGUCCCGCUGGAACGUCGGGAUUCAUCCAAGUGAAGACCACGCCUCUCCAUGGACUACUGUUGCCAUGACCCUUUCUGAAGAUGUGGUUCUGUCAGAUUUGAGACCUCAGCGCUGGUAUCAGUUCAGAGUAGCAGCCAUCAACAGCCACGGCAGCAGAGGCUUCACCACACCCAGCAAACACUACAUCUCCAGUAAAGACCCGUCACCUCCAGAACCUCCAAUAAAUGUCAGAGUGAGCAACCAAACUCUAGACUGGACGGGUUCACAACCAGCGACCCAGCUCACAGAAAGGUCGGGGGGCAGUGGGGUCACGGUGGCGGUCUUAUUACGCUGGGAGCCCCCCAGAGAGGGAGACCUGCCAGUCCACAACUACAGAGUCACCUGGAUGUCUCGACAUGCACACACUGCACACAAACACACGCUGCAUUCACACACACAUACAGUGCAUAAUAACAUGCACACGCGUCAUACACACUCGCGCACACCAGACCAGGGUAAAAAGGAGAGCAACAGCAGAGUGACUCAAGGGGCGCAGUGUGAGCUGUGGCUGCAGGGUCUGCUGCCUGCUACUUCCUACUUCCUGUCUGUCCAGACGGUGGCCUACUGGGGUCAGAAGAGGCUGAAAAGUCCCAGAGCCCAAACUGUCUUCACAACAAUAACUCAUUCAGGUGAAGACUUCUCCAAUGAGCUCCCCUCUUCUUCAUCCUCAUCAUCUCUUCCCUCCUCUCCUUCCCUCUCAUCCUCCUCCCCCUCUUCCUCUGACCUCCCCCUCUCCUCCUCUCUGCCUCACCCUGAAUCCCCCCUUAACCCUGUCGCCUCUGGCAACCUGCGCCUCGAGGUCGCUGCCCCUCAUUACCAUGACGACCAGCUGCAGGUCAAGGUGUUCUGGAAGUUGCCUCAUCACGGCAGGCAGAGACACCCUGGUCCGUACAUUUUGCGGUGGCGUCCACAUACCUGCAGUACUAAUGUUACGAGCACAGAGAGAACAACAACUGUGCAGGGCACCCAUCACACCAUCACAGGCCUAUUGUUCGCCUGUAAGUACCGGGUCGCCGUGGCAAUGAAGGCUGACCCGGGGUCAGAGGCUGUUGCCUGGGUUACGACCCCAACUUGCUCCUCCAUCAGGGUCAGAGGAGGCAAAGCUUUGCCCUGCCACACUGAGGAGCGCCUCCUGGCAGGCAGAAAGGUGGUACUGCGUCCAGAAAGACUGACUGCAGACUUUCAACAAGUCAAUGGCACCCUGCUCACCGUGCUUCGCUGGAGGAUGUCCCAGCAUGCAUUGGACUCGGCAGCUGUGGAGGGUUUUCAAUUCACCUGGACGCUGCAAUCAGGGGUUACCACGCCAACAGAAGGGCAGGAAGACACACUUAUCUCCCAGACGCAGACAAUCGCACCGUCUCAGCGGUCGGUGUCAGUUCAUGGUCUCCAGGUCGACAGUGUUUACCAGCUGCAGCUCCAGGUGCUAACAGCAGGCGGCAGCAACGGCACCACAGUGUCCAAGACCAUACAUACUCCAACUAUCAACGCUACACUUUGAUAGGCCCAAACCCCACAGCUGUCAACGUCUGCUUCACCAAGCUCAUCUUCACCAAUGUCCGCUUCUACCAACGUACUUUCAUUGCAGUUCACCGUUCAGUGCAACCUGACCAAAGUUCCUCUGUUUAAAGUAGACCACUCUCUCAUAUCAACACUUUAAUCACUUUUCAAAUAUCAGGAAGGUUGUGAACUCGCUCUCAAAGAAAAAAACAUUAAUCUUAUCAAUCAUUAAUCUGUCAGCUGAUCCAAAAGGUUAUGGCCUAAGUCAGUAGGUUUUGUACAAAUUGUAAAAAAAUAACUGUACAUGGUGCCAGUUUAAAAAGCAUUAAGUACUUACGGUUAGUCUAGAGACGCGUAUCGUUAAACCAUUUUUUUUUUUUUAUUUUGUAUUAAAAUGCAGGGUGUGUAUGUGAAAAGUGAGACUCCUUGCAUGGCUGCAUCUAUGUUUGGUGUUUAGAUGGGACCAAUCAGGUCAUUUCUAAUCACUGGAGCCAAAUGACACUUGUAAAGAGACUUAUAAUGCCUGUUGUUUUUGAUCAUGCAAGUAGAGAACAAUAUAGCACUGACCUUAUGUACAAAUAGAAAUGUUUAGCAACAGACUGACUGUGUUUAUUUCAAUGCAUAAUCUGCUGCGUUAUCUUUGAAGCCAGUGGUCUGAGUUGCUGAAGCCUUGAAUUAAGCUCAAAUAUAUUUGAAUAUUUUGUUCAUAUGUUUAAAAAAAAAAGCUAAUUUUUCACUAAAAUCUGUCUGAAUUCAUUUGUUUGAUACAUCUUAGGCCUUGUGCAGCAUUACUUUGCAUUAUGCUACAUCCAUUUCACUAAAUAAUAAUAUGUGACAUUUGUACACAGUUAAUAUAGCUAUACCUGUGGUAAAUAUCAUCAGUCAUGGCAUUACUUUGAAAAGGUUGAAAACUACUGGUGUCAAGCGAUCAGUAAUUAUCAUGUUAAUAUUCUCUCUAUGUAACCUUUUUUAUACAUUUUACUGUUGAUAAUUUUGUACUUAAUUUCUUUACUUUUUGACAGUUUUAUUUAUUGUUUUCCUGUCUUAGUUUUUUUGUAAUUAAAGAAUAUCAAG